CUCAACAGCGCCUUGCCCCGAUCCGACGCCGCUUGAAAAAAAAAAACUCCAACCCCAAAAACUAGUCAAUAUCGUCAUUCCAAAACCGUCACCACCACUUUUUCUCACCACAGCUUCCGUCGAUUUUCGCCAAACACAGCAAGCGAAUAAUACCCACGUCUUGGUGCAAGACAACUUAACAAUUCAUUUGCAUGACUCCUCCUACGUCUUCAUAGCCACAGCGUUUCCAACAUGUCCAGAGGCGGCGGACGAGGUGGCGGCCGUGGUGGUCGCGGCGGCGGUCGCGGAGGAAGACCCGUGCUUCCCUGGGAUACUGGCGAUGAGCCAGAUGCCCGUCCCUCUGAACUCUUUCCUCCAUACCUAGUCCCCUCUCCCCGCCAACUCUCCACCUCCGAAUCCGACGCCGUCCACUUCAUGCUUCUCCUCCGACACCAAAUGCACUCCUCUCCCCUAUACACAUCGAAACGAGCCUCUGUGCAAGACCCGACAGCACCGCGCAAGACGUACGGGCAGGCGCAGAUGAAUGCAGCCUACGGCGUCAAGAACAAAGCGUCACUCGACCCUUUCACAGCAAUGCCGACAUACUCGCAAAAGUUUGUCCGCGAGGAGCGCGCCCUGCCGGACUGGUCUGGGCGCCCUAUUUGCCGCGAGUUGUUCCCUGCAGAGCUGCUCGAGACCAUUGAUUCAGCAGCAGGAGGUGCACGCAAGAAGCGAAAGCUGGAGCUGUCACGGGUAAGCGCGCUGCCGAACGCCGAAGAGGCAUUCGGUAUGCCCGCGAUCGACGGCGACCUAGAAGAUGGUAUCAACGGUACUAGCGAUGGCAAAAAUAUCCUGGAAAGGCUCGAGGCCAUGCCCGACGACGAGGGCGAUGAGGCUGGUGGCGAGCUUGACGAGGAUGAAGGCGGCGAGGAAGAGGAGGAAGAUGAAGUCUACGAUGAUGAAGAUGCUGGCGAUUACGACGCAGAAAACUACUUUGACAAUGGUGACGAUAUAGGCGAUGAUUAUGGCGAUGGCGAUGAUGGCGAGGGAACGUACUAACAUGUUCCUGGCGAUUUGUAGAUAUAUAUAUAAAUGUUGCAGCUGGUGUCACCUGCGCUCGUCAAACACACUUGGGACGAAUCCUAUGGCAGGGACCAGACAAACAUGGCUCAUAGAAACGGCGUACUACUUGUCUUUUACUUUUAAAAUUUGAACGUCUAUUUUCAUAAACAAAAACACAUUCACUCUGGAUGCAGCUGGUGAUUGAGCGUGUAAGGGUUUGCACUUUUCUUCUUGUUUUUGGAACACCAACCCGAAGACUCCUGGGAAUACAAUUACAUAGAUCAUAUAAAAAAAUGCGUCCUAUCCAUAUACCAAACUCGCUAGCCCUCUAGUUGCUCAUGCCCAUCGUGUACAAUCCGCUGUCCAGAAAUCCAGCCUGAAGCCUCGACAGUCGUUCUCUCGUGUCGGCAAUUCUGCCUGCCUGGACAACAAUGGCGUUGCCAGUUUCUCUCAGAGCAGAUAGGAUCUGCGACAGCUGGUCAUGGACACCUGCGCUGCCGUUACCGCUGCCGCCAGCGUUGCGGUCGCGGAAGCUUCUGAUCUGCUCGUACAGGCCGUUUUCAACGCCGGGCAUAUCGCGCUCGAUUUCGCCGCGGUACUCAUCCAGGCGAGUCUUGUAUUUCUCGACGUCGUCGCAGAUACGGUUGAAAUAUGUGAUGAGAUCCUGAGCAUUGGCAUAUGCAGAGGAAUCGCUUGAACCGUUGGCCUGUGUGGAGGAUGUACCAGCAAAGAGUCCGUUUUGGUGGUAAUGACUGGGAAGCUUGAGGUUGUCAGUAGCCUUGAAGGAUAGCUGAGCGUCGGUAAUGUUCUUCUUCGUAACAUCUUGUAGCGCCUUAACAGUCUGAAUAUCACGGUUCAGCGCGUCUUGGACGGUCUUGAACUUGGAUUCAACAAACUUGACAUCACGAGCAAGCUGUUCGACAUCCUUCUCAUGCUGUGGCAUGAACUGGCCAAUCUCGUCCUUCAUCUUGAUAACCCGCUGGAUACCCUUGUCGAUAAGCGCAACUUCAUCCUGGAUGGGCUUUGCAAGGUCGUCAAAUCGCGAUCGCGGUCGUAGUGUGUCGUAGUUUAUCUGAACAGCGGAAACUUGCGCUGCAGGCUGCGCAGGUGCUGCUUGUGAUUGCCCGCUUCUCUUGGUUAGUCUCUUACGAUACAUCAUAGCUUGAGUUUACUUACAAUAAUCCUCCAGUGGCAGGUUUGGCUUGACCAAAAAGACCGCCUGUGGCGGCUGGUUGUGUGGUUGCAGCGGCACCACCAAAGAGUCCGCCGCCGGUUGCUGGCUGCGCUGCUGGUGUUGCUGCCGUUGUUGAUGCUCCGAAUAAUCCUCCGGUAGCGGGCUUCGCCUGGGUAUUACCAAACAGACCGCCGGUUGCCGGCUGAGCUGCCGGUGUAGCUGUGCUCGCGCCAAAGAGGCCGCCUGUGGCUGGUUUUGCUGCUGCCGCACCAAAAAGACCACCUGUGGUAGCCGUAGCCGCCGGAGCCUGUGUUGUCGUAGUUGUCGCGGCUGCUCCGAAUAGACCACCGGUCGUUGAUGCUGGAGUGGUCGCUGAUGCCGUUGCUCCAAACAGGCCAGUCCCAGCGGGCUUCUGUUGAGCAGCACCGAACAAGCCACCUGCUGAUG
This is a messenger RNA of [Torrubiella] hemipterigena, 2662 nucleotides long. Lineage: Eukaryota; Fungi; Ascomycota; Sordariomycetes; Hypocreales; Clavicipitaceae. The record is from the annotation of a GenBank genome assembly.